Punica granatum (pomegranate) is the source of this 1406-nucleotide messenger RNA. NCBI's taxonomy places the organism in Eukaryota, Viridiplantae, Streptophyta, Magnoliopsida, Myrtales, Lythraceae. The record is from RefSeq and is a predicted model, not a curated record.
UUCUCUCCAUUUGUCAGCUCCAACGCGAUCGAGACGGAUUCCACCCCAACCCACCCCCACCGUCUUCUGGCUCCUCCGGUUUCCAGUCUUCCGGCAAGGCUUCAAUACAAUAAUACGCCGCCUCUCGCUUGCUCUGAAAUGGCCAGCCAUCCCAGCUCAGAUGGAGGAUCCGGGGGCAGUACCCCACUUGUAGUCUGCUUUGGGGAGAUGCUGAUUGACUUUGUCCCGACUGUUGCUGGGGUCUCGCUAGCGGAAGCUCCGGCAUUCGAGAAAGCUCCUGGCGGUGCCCCAGCCAAUGUCGCAGUUGGGGUUGCCAGAUUGGGAAGUUCUUCUGCUUUUAUCGGGAAGGUCGGCGAUGAUGAAUUUGGGCACAUGUUGGCGAACAUUUUAAAGCAGAACAAUGUGGAUAACUCAGGCAUGCGAUUUGACCACAAUGCAAGAACUGCACUGGCUUUUGUCACCCUUAGAGCUGAUGGAGAGCGCGAGUUCUUGUUCUUCCGAAAUCCGAGUGCGGAUAUGCUCCUUCAAGAAUCGGAGCUUGAUGUGGACCUUAUUAAGAAGGCGGCAAUUUUUCACUUUGGUUCGAUAAGUUUGAUCGAGGAACCAUGCAGGUCAGCCCAUCUUGCUGCAAUGAAAAUCGCAAAAAGCUCUGGGUGCAUCCUCUCUUAUGACCCGAAUUUGAGACUGCCACUCUGGCCGUCCCCAGAAUUUGCUCGAGAGGAAAUAAUGAGCAUAUGGGAUCAGGCCGAUGUCAUUAAGAUAAAUGAGGAGGAAAUUACAUUCUUAACUGGAGGUGAUGAUCCUAAUGAUGACAGCGUGGUGCAAAACAAACUCUUUCAUCCCAAUCUUAAACUUCUUAUUGUAACUGAAGGGUCACAAGGCUGCCGCUAUUAUACCCAGGAUUUCAAAGGCAGAGUUCCUGGUGUUAAAGCAAAACCUGUGGACACGACUGGUGCAGGCGACGCUUUUGUUGGUGGGAUACUAUAUCGCCUGGCCGCUGACUUAAAUCUCUACAAGGACGAGAAGAAACUAAGAGAUGCACUAUUCUUCGCAAAUGUGUGCGGGGCAGUCACCGUGAUGAAGAGAGGCGCCAUUCCGGCCUUGCCCACGAAGGACGCCGUUCUCAAGUUCAUUGAAAAAGAUGCCUCGAAGUCCGAAACAAAUUGAAGGAUAAAAUUUUUUUAUUCAAAAUGUAGUUUUCAAUUUCUCUUUGGCACAAAUCACAGCUAGCCUGCUUUGUAUUUCCCCUUCCUGGUAUUGAUUCUAAGGCAGCAAAUAUACAUGCUUUGUUCCAUUACUUCAUGGGCAGGACCACUUUGAGUCUUUGACCUGAACCAUACCAUACAUAUUUCCUUAUGCAGUACGGUGCGAACGAUAUGAAUGGAAAUGACAGAUGUUACUGGACA